AUGUUUUACCCGAUUGGCUCAAUGCAAUCUUUAUUUGAAGCUCUACUGGAAUGUUCACGGGAAGAUUUUUUUAUUAUAUUCUUGCUUUGCUCGAUUUUUUUUUUUGCCCUUGCAGCAUUCUUAAAUUAUGAAUACAGUUUUAAUCAUGUUAACCAUAAAAGACUUGAAUUCCGAUACUACGCCGCUAUAGUAAUCGCAGCUGCACUUUUAUCGAUUGCCAUCGGAAUUUUAAUUUAUAGUUCUAUGAUGAAACUUCGUGAUAUUAUAGUGAAUAAAUAUCAAAAAAAACCAAACAACAUGCCUAAUGAUCAGGAGGAUGAUGACGAAAAUAGUGAAAAUAUGUUACCCACCCAAUAA
This is a messenger RNA of Babesia microti strain RI, 357 nucleotides long. RefSeq lists its product as hypothetical. The record is from RefSeq and is a predicted model, not a curated record. Bases 1 to 357 code for a protein of 118 amino acids. NCBI's taxonomy places the organism in Eukaryota, Apicomplexa, Aconoidasida, Piroplasmida, Babesiidae. The transcript has 2 exons.